This is a messenger RNA of Drosophila serrata, 378 nucleotides long. RefSeq lists its product as uncharacterized. Lineage: Eukaryota; Metazoa; Arthropoda; Insecta; Diptera; Drosophilidae. The record is from RefSeq and is a predicted model, not a curated record.
AUUUAUUUAGUCUUACACCGGCAUCAAACCCGACAACAUCAAAAAUAUCUUGUUAAGUGUUCAAUUUUUUGGCUUCCAAUUAUCCAUCAUGUGUUGCGGACCUUGCUGUGGAACCUGCUACUACCCAUGCUGCAGCCCUUGCUUCAGUGGUCGAUGUUUUGGACCUAGGUGUGGGUUCUAUAGUGGACCCUGUGGACCUUGCUGUGGCGGUGGCUGCUGCAGUAGCUGUGGACCCUCCUGUUAAGACGUUUCAGAAAAUUGAAAUUUAGACAAGGGCACGAUGCUUGGACACUUAAAAACAGCUGCAAACUAUGUAAUGUCGGGGCCUAUUAUACUUGAAGACAAGAUCAAGUACUAAUAAAGGUGCAAGACAAGCUA